CUCGAAUUCAGCCACCGCACGCCCUAUACAAGCUCAGUUGAGCCACCGCGCUGCAUUUCGUAGCCGAAGCGGGGGGCGUCACAGGCUUCGUCGUGCGCCUUUGUUUAGGCUGCUCCACCGCGAUAACAUCCAGCAUCGCCAAUAAAUUGAGAAGUUCUCAAUGCAAUGUCAACUGUCUAUAUGCAGCUUCUUUAACCCCCUGUCUGCGCCCCACCAGCUCUCUUCACUCCUGUAGUUUUUAGUUGAUAUCAUAUCGACGACUCUACAGCUCCUCAUAGUGCCGUCAUAGUGCUCUCGGUGCAUCAUCAUGACUGAGUCGACGCUGAUCCCAGCGGGGAGAUACAUUUUCGAGCGUGUUGCUCAGCUAGGAGUGAAGCAUGUAUUUGGCGUUCCUGGUGAUUUCAACUUGACGUUGCUGGAUGAGCUUCUCAACGUGCCCCAGCUAAAAUGGCAAGGAGCAUGCAAUGAGCUCAAUGCUGCCUACGCCGCUGAUGGAUAUUCCCGUGUACGCGGUCUCCCAGGAGUGUUGGUCACUACAUACGCUGUUGGCGAGCUCUCUGCCAUGAACGGCGUUGCAGGUGCAUAUGCAGAACAUGCAGGGAUGAUCCACGUUGUCGGAAUGACGGCGCGAAACUUACAAAAAUCUAAAGUCAUGAUCCAUCACACGUUCAAGCCAGAACAGGAUCACGCGAUUUACGCCAAAAUGACUGAGCCCAUUAACAAAACACAGGCACUCCUAUUCGAUGACGCGACUAUGGCUGAGGAGGUCGACCGUGUGAUCGUCGAGGCUGUCAAGAGUAGACUCCCCGUCAGCAUCUACGUGCCGACAGACUCGGUCGCCGUGUCAGUGGAUGCGAAACGGUUGCAGAUUCCGCUAGAUCUGGAGAUUAAGAACGAUCCGCAAGUUGAAGAGAAGAUCGUGGAACGCGUCCUCGAGGAGAUUUCCAAGGCGUCGAAUCCGGCAAUCUUGGCUGAUGUGCUGACCAUACGCCACAAGGCUCUCGCAGAAACACGUAGACUGGCUGACUUGACCCGAUUUUCGAGCUACUCAACGCCGCUCUCUAAGGGGGUUAUUCAUGAGAACAAAGAAUACUACAACGGUGUUUAUAAUGGCCAGGUGUCCUUUCCUGAAACAAAAGCAGCGCUCGAAGGGUCAGAUCUGGUGUUGAACAUUGGCCCACUUCUUUCAGAUUCUAACACUGGAGGAUUCACGCGUGGCCUGUCAGACGAUAAGCUCAUCAUGCUUGCACACGAUUACUGUGCAGUGAAAAAGGAACGCUUUGACGGGGUGCACUUUCUGCCUGUUUUACAACGAAUUGUUCACGAAUUAGAAAAGAACCCUUCAACCUAUAAGCUUCCACGAUCACCACAGCCGAAAGUUGAGACCCCCAUCUUGAGCGAUUCCAAAUCGGGCCCAAUUACCCAAGGCUAUACCUGGCAACGACUUGGAAAAUUCACGCGUCCCGGCGACAUAGUCGUCGUCGAAGCCGGCACGGCGCAAUUCGGCAUGCCCGAUGCCGUAUUCGCCGAAGACGUGAGCUACCUGACACAAAUCUACUGGUCAUCGAUCGGCUUCUCUGUUGGCGCUUGUCUGGGAGCCUGCACAGCAGCCCGCGAACUUGACAUCGAUAAUAAGCGACGACGCGUGAUUCUAAUCGUUGGAGAAGGAUCGUUGCAGAUGACUGUUCAGGAAGUUGGAUCGUACAUUCGAUUCGGAUACACGCCGCUCAUCUUUGUCAUUAAUAACAACGGAUACUCGAUCGAGCGGGCUAUCCAUGGACCAAAGCAGGAGUACAAUGAUAUUAGUAUGCUGUGGGAUCACCAACAAUUGUUAGGGUUUCUGGGUGCGCGGAAAGAAACUGGCAUCAAGAGCCGGAGCUUCGCGUGCAAGACUGUCGAGGACUUGGAGGCGGUGCUGACAAACGAGGAGUUUGUCGAGGCUGAUUAUAUCCAGCUGUGUGAGAUAUUCAUGGACAAAUUCGACUAUCCUUGGCGUCUGACUGGACAGCUGGACGUCGUCCGCAAGAGGGCGGCAGCAUUGCAAGCGAAACUUGAUGGUUGAGACUGAGAGAGGAUAUGAGUGAUGUCCGAUAGAUACGUGCCAUUGUCAUGAACACAAGACAGAAUAACAACUUCAACCUGAAAUCUCCAAUACACAUGUAGUGCCUGGAUGUAAAGUAAAGUAGUAAUUGCAACAUUGAAUGCCAUCUCUGCAUUUGGCCUAUGACGUCAGCCCCUCCUUCCUGAUCAGGCACGUGCAUAUUCAAGC
This is a messenger RNA of Talaromyces proteolyticus, 2269 nucleotides long. RefSeq names its product pyruvate decarboxylase. The record is from RefSeq and is a predicted model, not a curated record. Lineage: Eukaryota; Fungi; Ascomycota; Eurotiomycetes; Eurotiales; Trichocomaceae. Bases 308 to 2062 code for a protein of 584 amino acids. Gene Ontology annotation, molecular function: carboxy-lyase activity; thiamine pyrophosphate binding; magnesium ion binding. The transcript has 6 exons.